Molecule: messenger RNA, 1605 nt
Organism: Rasamsonia emersonii CBS 393.64
Lineage: Eukaryota; Fungi; Ascomycota; Eurotiomycetes; Eurotiales; Trichocomaceae
Product: Hsp7-like protein
Exons: 4
Coding region: 1-1605 (534 amino acids)
Biological process (GO): 'de novo' cotranslational protein folding; regulation of translational fidelity; protein refolding
Cellular component (GO): cytoplasm
Molecular function (GO): ATP hydrolysis activity; ATP binding; heat shock protein binding
Source: RefSeq, a predicted model, not a curated record
AUGAGUGACGGGACAAACGGCGCGACUGCCGAUGCGGCAGAGCGGUUCGCCAUAGGUAUCUCCUUCGGCAAUUCCAACAGUUCUAUCGCCUUCACUGGACCUGAUGGAAAGGCUGAAGUGAUUGCCAAUGAAGAAGGAGAUCCGACGCCUUGUCACCAGUCUGCGCAUCCGCAACAGAGCGAUUCGACGGUGGCUUUUUCCAUCCAUGAUACGACAGAUGAAAACCCCAGCACCGUCACAGUCUCUGAGAUUACAACUCGUCAUCUCCGCCGCCUGAAACAGUCUGCUUCUGAUUUCCUGGGAAAAACCGUCAAUGCGGCAGUCAUCACGGUUCCCACCGAUUUCUCCGAUGCCCAGCGCCAGGCUCUCGUUGCGGCUGCCAAAGAUGCUGGUAUCGAGGUGCUGCAGCUCAUCCAUGAGCCUGCGGCUGCUUUGUUGGCCUACGAUGCGAGACCCGGGGCGGUGGUUACGGAUAAACUGGUCGUUGUCGCGGACCUAGGAGGGACAAGAUCCGAUGUUGCCGUCGUCGCAUCCCGCGGAGGAAUGUACACGAUCCUGGCCACUGUUCACGAUUACGAGUUAGGAGGAGCGAAGCUGGACCAGGUCAUCAUCGAUCACUUUGCCAAGGAAUUCAUGAAGAAGCACCAGGCGGAUCCACGACAGGACGCUCGUGGGCUGGCGAAAUUGAAAUUGGAGGGCGAGGCCACCAAGAAGGCCCUUAGCCUUGGUACCAAUGCCACCUUGAGUAUCGAGAGUCUCGUCAACGGGAUUGAUUUUGGCUCGACCAUUAACCGUACCCGAUACGAGCUCCUGGCUGGGAAGGUGUUCUCUCAGUUCACUGGCUUGAUUGAAGAGGCCGUGAAGAAGGCGAAUCUUGAUGUUUUGGAUAUUGAUGAGGUUAUUUUGUCGGGUGGUACUUCUCACACCCCCAAGAUUGCCCGUCUUCUCCAAAACAUAUUCCCAGAGAAGACAUCGAUCGUCGCCCCCUCGACAUCGGCAACCGCCAUUAAUCCCUCUGAUCUGGCCGCAAGAGGCGCUGCUUACCAGGCGUCUCUGAUCCAAGAAUUCGACAGAGAGGACAUCGAACAGUCUAUUGACCCCAUUGUUACUGUCACUCCACACAUCAGCAAUACCAUCGGCGUCCAGCUCGUGUCGACCGAGGAGUCUGCGGAAGACGCCGUCUUUCGCCCUCUGGUUAACGCGGAAACUGCUCUGCCUGCUCGACGCAUUGCUCAGUAUGCAGUUCCCAAGGAGGGAGGAGACGUUCUCGUUCGUGUCUGUGAAGGGGCCCGUGAGAUCAAGGUCACGAAGCCUGAACCAAAGCCAAAGGAAGAGAAGGAAGCAGAUGAGGAAGCCGAUGAGGAUGAGGACUCUGACUUUGAUUCUGAAGAGGAAGAAGAGGAAAUCCGCGAAGUCAUCUGGAAGGUCACGAAGCCCAUUGCCGAGAUUGCUGUCAAGGAUGUCAAGGCGGGCGGUAAGGUUGAGGUUAUGAUCAACAUCAACUCGGAUUUGGGAAUGCAGAUCACGGCAAGAGAGGUUGGCGCCAAGGGUGGUGUCAGAGUCGCUGUUGAUGCUCCCAAGGCUACCGAGAAUGGCUCUGCAUAG